Molecule: messenger RNA, 3198 nt
Organism: Cuscuta europaea
Lineage: Eukaryota; Viridiplantae; Streptophyta; Magnoliopsida; Solanales; Convolvulaceae
Source: the annotation of a GenBank genome assembly
UUCUAAACGGAGCAAGAGAAAAAACAAAUUACCCAGUCGCCUGUAACUUUCCACCCCUUAGAAAACAAAUUACUAACUUUCCACCCCUUAGAAAACAAAUUUCAACUCCCCAGUCGUCUGUAGAUGCUUGCUUUCAGGAUUUUAAUUGGCAAUCACGUUCUCUCAAAGUCAUGAGCUAUUUCAUGGAAAAUUCUCUCGUCUGUAGAUUGUUUUACUGCUAUCAUACAACUCGCGCUCGUCUCCCACUUCUCAGUCUAAGGUUUCUUCACAUUGAUGGUUAUGGAUCAUUGGUUCAGCAGGUUUCCUGAGUCCUCUGCAAAUGAAUCUGAGUUGGAGAAUGAGAUCAAUCUUUCUACCUUACAAGAAUCACAAGACUAUUCAGACCGCCAUAAGGAUGCCUCGUUGGUCGCACAUGCUUCUACUUUGGACUCCCAACAUGAUCACUACUCUGAUCCCACGCUCAAGUACAUUAGCCAGAUGCUACUGGAGGAUAGUAAUAUCGAUGAGAAUAAUAAUACCAGCUUGUAUUAUGACCCUAUUUCCCUUAGAGCUGCUGAAAAUUUCUUUUAUGACGCCCUCCAUCAAAACCCUUCAUCACCAAAUCAAGAACCUCUUUUUGUUAACAAUAAAUCUGGAAGCCGGGAUAGCACAUUUAGGAGCUCUAGUAGUUGUAACACCGGAUUAUCUAAAUCAUAUGAGGAGAGGUCAAAUCGUACUUCAUUUAGCUUGAAUAGUAUUAUGAAUACCCAAAUGGACUCUUUGAACACUGUUAGUGAUACUGAGUCCAUCUUGCAGUUUAAGAGAGGUAUGGAGGAAGCAAGUAGAUUCCUUCCUUCCGAAUAUCAGUUGCUCCUCAGUAAAGAUAAGGGUUCGGCUGAUUCCUCUAGAGGAAAGAAGCAUCAGCAUUCAUGUGACGCCGGGUUACAGGAAGAAAGGCGCACUAAGCAGUCUGCAGUCUACAAGGAGGAGGAGGAGGUUGAGUUAAUAGAGCUGUUUGAUAAAGUUUUGCUGUUUAGAAAUAACGAGGAUCUUCCAUCUGUAGUUGGAAAGGGCACCCAACGGAAAGGACAAGGUCGUUGGAAGGGAUAUGCAAAGAAACAAGGAAAGACUGGUAAAAAUGUGGAUCUAGAGUCUCUUUUAACCAGCUGUGCACAAUCUAUUGCAGAUGCUGAAUAUAGGAUUGUGGAAGAAAAGCUAAUGAAGAUUAGGAUGCACUCUUCGCCAACCGGAGAUGCAAAUCAAAGGCUGGGCCAUGCAUUUGCAAAUGCUUUUGAGGCACGGUUGGCUGGAACUGGGGCGCAACUAUAUGCGGCACUAUCUUCAAAUACGACCUCCGCUUCUAGAAUGAUAACAGCCUAUCGCACCUACCUUACAUGUUGGCCGUUCUUGAAAAAUUCGUUUUUCUUUGCAAAUACAAUGAUUUAUGAAGUUGCAUUGGAAAGUAAAUCGCUUCACAUCAUAGAUUUUGGUAUUCUUUAUGGUUUCCAGUGGCCCAUUCUUAUCGAGAAUCUAUCACAAAGACCCGGUGGACCUCCUAAACUUCGAAUAACCGCAAUUGAGCUUCCCCAACCUGGUUUUCGUCCGGAAGAAAUGGUACACAAGACUGGUAGUCUUUUGACAAAAUAUUGUGAACGUUUUGGUGUACCAUUUGAGUACAAUGCCAUAACAACACAAAAUUGGGAGACAGUUAAACUUGAGGACUUAAAGCUUGGGAGCAGUGAGAUUGUUGCUAUUAACUGUUUGUAUCGAUUCGAAAACCUACUUGAUGAGACAGUGGGUGUUGCAGAUACUCCGGAUCUCCCUAAGGAUACAGUUCUAAACUUAAUCCGUGAAAUAAAUCCUAAAAUUUAUGUGCAAUCGUUGCUGAGUGGAGCCCACAGCUCUCCUUUCUUUAUAACUCGGUUCCGAGAAACUCUCUUCUUCUACACUGCAGUCUUUGAUAUGUGUGAUGCUACAUUACCCCGCGAUGAUCCUCACAGGUUGAGUUUUGAAGAAGCCAGGGCAUGUGAAAUAAUGAGUAUCUUAGCAUGUGAAGGCAUGGAAAGAUUACAUAGGCCUGAAACAUACAAGCAGUGGCAUUUGCGUAAUUUGAGAGCUGGGUUAAAGCCUAUUCCCAUAAUACCCGAGCUUGCAAAUGAGCUGAAAGACAAGACAAAGGCCGGAUUUCACAAGAAGUUUCUGUUUUUAGUAGACGGUCAUUGGAUACUGCAGGGGUGGAAAGGUAGAGUUUUUAGUGCUAGCUCUUGCUGGGCAUCUGCAUAAUAAGAAACUAAGAAGAUAUAAUAGCAUUGAAGCUGUUCGAAGCCCAUAAGUGAACGGGGCGGUUACGGGGCGGAUUAGUAAAGAACCAAAACCGCGCCAUUAUCCAUUUAAAAAAAUCGGGUAUUCCCCGCCCUGUACCCGUUCCCUUGUCAAACCGGUUUUCCCCGUUUUGACCGGUUCGGUUCGGUGCGGAUAUCCGACGGGUCAGCCGAAAUUGCCAUCUCUAUUCGAAGGUAGCACAUUUGCAUUAUUUGUUACUUAUUGAAAACGUUUCGUACAAUAUUGUUAUCGGUGCAACAUUUUAAGGGGGUAACUUUUACUUUGAAGAAUUUUAAGACCUGAGAUGUCCUGCGGAAAUGCUAUUUGAGAACAUCAAUCAUGGUGGUUGACUGGUUGUCUAGUUUCAGACCCAUUCUCUAAAAAAGUAGCUCGAGGUUGUCAUUUGAUCACGUGAAAGUACAUACUUUUCAUGGUUGUUCUUGGCAUUUUUCACAUGAAACCUUUGUUGACUCUGUCAUUAGCAAAAACCUUGGCAUCUAGGGCUCUCUGGUUUACACUUCAGACCUAUAUAAACAUUGAUUUGCGAUAAACGAGGUUGUUGAUAUAACUUGAAACUGUUCAUGGUCUUGCUUGGGCGUGGCUUGUGUGAUAUAACUCCCCGCCAUGUAUCUUGAAAUCCAACUGCUGGCUCCCAAAAACAUGAAUCCCACAACUUUUUUCCGUUCUCGCUUCUAAGUUUUUCAUUAGGGGUGUUUGGUAAUUGGUCCUUAGUUGUUGGCCUAUUGUUGGCCUAUUGUUUUAGCUAUCUUGAAAUCAAAUUCUGUUGGCUGUUUUGAUCGGCUGAUAUUAUUAGCAGAUAUUAUUAGCAGUUUGUAAAAUGGUGUUUGAUUAAAUGGCUGUUUACGAUUAGCUGCUAACUUAUGAAAUGACCUUAAC